UCGUCUGUCUGUGUGUCAGACCUGAUGACCCUGGGUGGGUUGGACCUGUGUAUGUCGCAGUGCUUGAACCAUCCUCAGGGCAGCGUGAGGUGGCGUGGUGCCCAGCUCAUCGCCUCCUGUGCCCAGAACAAUAUUGCUAAUAUGGCCUGUUCCUCUCAGAUCUAAAUGAAGUUCCACUGGCCUGAGUGUUGCUGAUAGGAGUACAUUUAGAUCUGAGCAGCAGUGAAGUACCACACAGUAACUCUUUCUCGCUUUCUCUCUCUCCAUCAGGUCUGGUGCGUGAGCAGGAAGUAGGUCUCAGGGCCUUCCUGUCCCACGAUGGCUUCUCUGUGCUGAUGAGAGGCAUGCAGUCUGACAACGAGAAACUGAGGACCAAGUCGUCUUUCUUACUCCUCAACCUGCUCACAGUCCACCCAGAGCAUAAAGAUACAGUUCUCUCCAUGGGUAUGGUGCAACAGCUGGUGUCCGUUCUACGCAUGCCUCGCUCCUCCUUCCACGAGCACGUGCUCGGUGCCCUCUGCUGCCUGGUGGAGGAGAGUCCUCUGGGUCUGAGGGACUGUCAGAGCCCCACCUUGGGGCUGGAGGAGAUGCUCAACCAGCGGGCUGAAGAUCUGCAGGGGAGAGAGGAGUGUCAGAUUUCUCCUCUGGUCUCCUCCUUAUAGGAAGAGUUGGAGUUCUGCAAGCGCUUGCGUUCUGCUUGUUUCUGCGGACGGCAACCUGACGACAGUGGAAUGGAUCGCUGAAAUCCAACUGGUCCUCCACUUCUCCUGCAGUGCCGUCAUUGGCUAGGAGACAUAGGAGGAUUUAACUCUCCUUGAGGAAAAUAUGCUGAUGUUGUUGUCCAUCUAGACCCAUGUUACAAAGUGUCUGGAUCCAAGAGUGUAGCAGGCUUUAGAGAGCAGAGGGUGCUUCACUAAUCACUGUCACCAGGCGACGCAGAUGAACUUCAGAUAUAUCUCUGUGUUCAGUCACUUCUACCAUGUCCAGUCUAUGUAUCAUUAUGUAUUGGAUCUACACCUGACUACUUCCUGCUGACCUCUUGCAAAAGAGGUUUCUAACUUCAAAGGUGUUUUCCUGGUUGAAUAAAGAUACAAUAUUUUAUUUUCCGAUAGUACUGCAAGUCAUUUCUGAAAAUUUCUUCAGGUUAUCUGAUCCUGCUUUGUGACGUACUCCCCCGUGUUGCUGUUACGUUGCUGAAGAAAACAGAUUAGAGAAGCCUUUUGGAUUCUGGGUGUGCCCAACAAAACCUCUGAUUCCAUACAUGAAAUAUCAGAGGUAACAUUUAGUGAUAAUGCUAUUUUACAGCCCUGUCGCCAUUUAUUUAUCUGGCAUAGUGUGACGUUACUUGGUAAUAACUGGCAUCUUGUAUUGUUAAAGUUAUUUACCAAGUGACAACUAGUUAUUGUGGUAAUGUUAAGUAAUUUACACUGUUUACAUUUAAGUAAUUUAGCAGACGCUCUUAUCCAGAGCGACUUACAAAUUGGUGCAUUCACCUUAGGAUAUCCAGUGGAACAACCACUUUACACUUUACAUCUGUUAAACUACAUCAAAUAGUUUUCAUGUUACUGAAUAAGUAGCAGGUAAUUGGGCUGUAAAAUAAAGUUAGCCGUUUAGCAUCUUUCAGCUUCAUUUGUCAGAUGUUUUAUUAGAAUCCAUUUUGAUCGAGUUUCACUACCCAUAAAUCAUUUCUGUUGGCUUCUUGUGUUUUGGCUUUGUUAAUGACUGUCUUUCAUUCAGAAUAUCCACCAUUUGUCAAUGUUUUGUUGAGAUGUUUCUGUCUUAUCUGUGUCUAUGAACGUAGUGGAUGACUUUUUUGCAGAGUUCUUACGCCUGAAAUAACAUGAAAUAUGUAACACAACAUUGUUUAUUUUUCAUCCCCAUUUCAUCAUGAAUAAAUACAUUUUCUUUUUUCAUAAGGGA
This is a messenger RNA of Salmo salar (Atlantic salmon), 1920 nucleotides long. NCBI's taxonomy places the organism in Eukaryota, Metazoa, Chordata, Actinopteri, Salmoniformes, Salmonidae. The record is from RefSeq and is a predicted model, not a curated record.